AUGCCUUCCUAUCCCACCCCAUCCCAUCCCACUGGCUCCUUUGGAGAGGGGCUGUUCCAGCACCUACCUCAGGGUAGUCUCCAGCCCAGUAACUCUCCUCCUCUGUGUCCUCAGGACCUGCUGGCUCUGCUGAAUGAGCACGGGCCAUCCACGGAGGGGAUCUUCUGUCGGGCAGCCAGCGAGCGCGCCUCCCAGGAGAUCAGGGAGGCCCUCGGCAGCGGCGUGGAGGUCCAGCUCCAAAGCCAGCCUGUGCUGCUGCUGGCUGUCAUCUUCAAGGACCUCCUGCGGAAGAUCCCCUCCAAGCUCCUUGACGUCCAGCUAUACGAGGAGUGGAUGAGCGCCCUGCAGCAGACCAGCAGGCAGGAGAGGCUGGCAGCACUGAAAGAGGUGGCCAGCAAGUUACCCGAGGCCAACCUGCUCCUGCUCCGGCACUUGCUGUCCCUGCUCCAUAACAUCAGUGGGAACGCGGCCACCAGCAAGAUGACAGCUGGGAACCUGGCCAUCUGCCUGGGGCCAAACCUCCUCAGCCCCCCCCAGGAGCUGCCCCUGGACAUCCUGGCGCAGGAGACGGGGAAGGUACUCUGUGUGACACAGCUCGUGGAGUUCCUCAUCGACUGCCACAAGGAACUCCUUUGGGAGCAGGUGGCUGGGCUGGUCAGCGAGGGGGAUGAGGAGCCACCAGCACCACAGACAGCACCAGAAACAGCAGAGGAAAAGGGGCUGCAAGACGGGGGCAGCAAGGGAGUUGAAACAUGUUCCCUCAUCCCUAUGGAUGUUUUCUACCUGUUGGAGCAAACUGGAAUGCAUGAUGUGGAGAAUGCAAAUUGA
Strigops habroptila (Kakapo) is the source of this 828-nucleotide messenger RNA. RefSeq names its product T-cell activation Rho GTPase-activating protein-like. The coding region runs from base 1 to 828 and encodes 275 amino acids. The record is from RefSeq and is a predicted model, not a curated record. The transcript has 5 exons. Lineage: Eukaryota; Metazoa; Chordata; Aves; Psittaciformes; Psittacidae. Gene Ontology annotation, molecular function: GTPase activator activity. Gene Ontology annotation, biological process: signal transduction.